Molecule: messenger RNA, 1680 nt
Organism: Klebsormidium nitens
Lineage: Eukaryota; Viridiplantae; Streptophyta; Klebsormidiophyceae; Klebsormidiales; Klebsormidiaceae
Source: the annotation of a GenBank genome assembly
CGCAGUGCCCAGUGGCUUGGUUUGGAGCCAUUGAGCACAAUGGCCAGCGGCGCGACUAGUGCUUAGCUUAACCUUGAGGUGGAAAGCUUUCUUAGCUAGAGGCCCAAUUGGUCCUUUCAUUGCUGAACGAUGGUGGCUGCGAAGGCAGCAUUGAAUUGACUGUAGAACAGCUGAAAGCUUCAUCGGAGCUCAGCAUUGCUUCCAUAGUCUUACAAUCAUGCUGACUGAAGAAUCUGAUGGGUUUGUCUCGUAGAACCGAUCGGUGCAGAUGACUCCAAAGCAAGGCGUAUUUCACGCGCCUUUAUUCACAAGGCUUUAGGGUUCAGCCGAUUAAGAAAGAAAGGAUAGAUUUGGCCGCAACCUAGAAUGCAGGAGCGUGCAAAGUUUUGGAACCAACACUGCACAUUUUAGAAAAAUUGGGGCAUGGGGCGCCCUCCAGUCUAUAAUAUUCUAUCAGAUUAGACAGCAGAAGCACCAGUGUUCAAUUAGUGCUUGUUCAAGAUGGCCGCAACUCAGCCAGGCGCCACCGCCAUGUGCUGGGGCUGCGGUUUAGAAGUCGCCCUUCCAGGCCCUACAGCCACUUUCAAAUGCGGUUGGUGUGGGGCGAUCACUUUGGAGAGGCAACAGCCUAGGAGUGAUCCACGCUGCGUAAAGUGGUUCUGGCUGCGGGACCUGGCGACGUCAUCGGCGCUGGUGCUUUUGAUACUCUUGAUCAUCGGUGGAGGUGUCGCAGCGAUCUUCCCAGUCGUCUUCCCUUCCUUCUCCACCCCCACCUUCUACCUUCACUCUGCCAUUGUCUGCCUCGUCACCUUCAACAUCUUUUUCAACUUUUGGGCGGCUGCCAAGGGAUCCCCCGGAACGGUGCCCCCGCUCCCGUUCGGUUCCGCCAGCCUGGCGCCCCAGGGGGCCUUGGACGACUGCACCUUCUGUGUUCAGUGUGAGCAGCCGAAGCCGAGCAGGGCGCACCAUUGCCGGGCGUGCAGAGCAUGCGUCAUGGGGAUGGACCAUCACUGUCCGUUCAUAGCGAAUUGCGUGGGCGCCGACAACCAGCGCGCCUUCAUGCUGCUGCUCCUGUACGCUAUCCUCGGCUGCACAUACGCAAUGUGCAUGGGCACGUGGGCCCUGUACAAACUGCUGCCAGAACUGACGGCCGUCUCACGCGCUGGCAGGGAGCUGUGGAGCGGCUUCCCGGACAAGAUCCCGACGAUCAGGGACGUUCUAGGGCUGCUUUUGCUGGUUCGAGUCCGGGUUAGCGUCCGGCUAGUUGCUUCGUUCUACCUCACGUUCAUGAGCUUUGGAGUGGUUAUUGGGGCGGGAUUCCUACUGAAGCAGCAAUUAGAGGGAAUCUUCUUGGGCGAGACCGCAAUUGAUGUGAUGCGAAGGGUCCCGGUGGUUGUUACCGGGGACAUCGUUCCGGGAAGAGUGGUCGAGAGCACUUGGGCGGGGAGGCUUAGAAAGUUGGACCGGGUACUCGGUAAGGGUCGGGGCGGGCGGUGGUGGCACUGGCUGUUGCCUCGGUGGCCUCGAACCGGGCAAUUUUCGGAACACAAGAAGGCCGGGUGAGGUGUCUGUCACCCGUUUAAAAUCUUAGCAUUCACGGCUCGUUUUGCAACAGAAAUACUGUGUAUUUCGUCCACUUAUAGUGAUCGACAUUCAUCUGGUUGAUUGGCUAUUCUGUUG